Messenger RNA from Nilaparvata lugens (brown planthopper), 806 nucleotides. Its product is annotated as protein BCCIP homolog. The record is from RefSeq and is a predicted model, not a curated record. Gene Ontology annotation, cellular component: nucleus. Lineage: Eukaryota; Metazoa; Arthropoda; Insecta; Hemiptera; Delphacidae.
AAAUCCAAGUGGACUUCGAAGGUCGUAAUCCUAUCGACUCUGACUUCCAUGGAAUUCGACAACUGUUGCAUCAACUCUUCUUGAAAGCCCAUGUCAACCUCUCCGAUCUUACGAACCUGAUCAUAGAGCAGAAUUACAUCGGUAGCGUGAUCAAGCAAAGCGAGAUUGACGAGGAUAGUGGAGAUGAUGAUGACGAAGUUGAUCCCAAUGAUGUCUAUGGAGUUACGUCAAUCAUUAACAUAACCGACAAACAACACUACGAGUGCGUGGAUCAGUUGCGCACCCUGCUGCGUGAGAUGUGCGCGGAACACGGCACUGAUCAGAGCAACGCGUAUGUGCGCGCCAUGCUGUCCGACAACACAGUCGGUCUGCUCAUCAACGAACGGUUCAUCAACUUCCCCGCGCAGAUCGCUGUGCCGCUCCUCGAGAGCCUAGUGAAAGAAAUACAGAGAGCCAAGGAAAAGAAAUUGAAUUUCAACUUCUCCUACAUCAUCAUCAUUUGCAAACUGUACAAAGAAGACGCCACUGAGAAGAAGAAAAAGAAGAAGGGCAAGAACAAGAACGCUGAGCCCGAAAUUAUAUGGACCAAUCCCGAGGAAGAACUGUUUGAUCAGGAGGCAGAUUGCCGCUUCGAGUUCAGUGUUCGAAACGAGAGCGACUCUGCGCUGAGUGGAGACUGGAUGGAGGACGACAGAGUGCUCAAGCCAUAUCGGCGAGUGCUUGUCAUAUCGGCCGAUAAACUCGAGAGAAUCAUCGACAAAAUCAAAGACUUUGUCACGCCCACCAAAUAAACGCAGUGCAAUUCU